Schistocerca cancellata (South American locust) is the source of this 3314-nucleotide messenger RNA. Its product is annotated as glycoprotein-N-acetylgalactosamine 3-beta-galactosyltransferase 1-like. NCBI's taxonomy places the organism in Eukaryota, Metazoa, Arthropoda, Insecta, Orthoptera, Acrididae. Bases 197 to 1414 code for a protein of 405 amino acids. The transcript is spliced from 4 exons. The record is from RefSeq and is a predicted model, not a curated record. Gene Ontology annotation, molecular function: N-acetylgalactosaminide beta-1,3-galactosyltransferase activity.
UCAUUUGUCAGUGUGUUUGUAAACUUCGAAGGAUUCGAAGCUUGUGGAAUGUUACCAAUUGUGAUAAAAUCCUUUUUGUGUUUCAGUUUGGCCAUUUAUGAACUAAUAUAGAGUUGUGAAUAUCAUUCUGUCAUACAGUAGAUACAUUUAUGAUUUAAUAAUAUUGUAGAGCGAAUGAUAACCACAAACUGCCAUAAUGUCCAGCAUCUGCAGCUACAAAAAUAUUGUGUUCCUGAUUGGUUUUCUGAUAGGCAUGAACAUAGCGUUUUCACUAAUAAAAAUGGAAGAGGAUUAUACCAUAAACAGUUUUUCACUUAGUCUAACUGUUAUUCAUCCGUACAAAAACUGGUUCAGCAAGAAGUUUUUAUCUCGAUUUUCAAUAGAUUAUGAUGAAAUUAGUUACGGAAAAGAGACAAAAGUGUCAGAAGCAGAGUAUCUUAAUAAGGAAGUGUCCAUAAUAUGUGCUGUUUUUAUGAAGAAAGUGCAAAAUGCAAAAGCUUUGCAGGACACAUGGGGUAAAAAGUGUAACCGCUUAAUAUUUUUCAGUACGCGGGAAUUUAAUGAUUUUCCAGUUGUACAAUUCAAGCCUAAAAAUUCAUGGCACUUUUUAUGUGACUGCAUUCGGCACAUAUGGAAAAAUUAUGGCAAUCAAAUGCAGUGGGUCCUCUUUGUACCUGAUGACAUGUUUGUCAUACCAGAAAACUUGAGAUACUACGUGGCUCCACUUGACUAUAGAAACCCCCAUUAUUUGGGCCAUGCUUUGACAUUCUGGGGUCAGUUGUACAAUAUUGGCCAAGCAGGAUAUGUUGUAAGCAAAGGGGCCUUGAGUGCCCUGGAGUCUAGAUUCAAUACAACUGAAAAAUGUGCCAUGGGAGGCAAAUACUGGAAAAAUGAAGAUUUUUAUUUGGGAAAGCACCUGGGAGAACUUGGAAUAACCCCAGAGGACACAAGAGAUAGCCUAGGGAGAGGAAGAUUCCAUGGUUACAGUUUUAACCAGUUACUGUUCCGAGGGAAGAUCUCAACACUCGGUAGCUAUUGGAAAAGGAGUGUCUUCCCAGUUCAUGAGGGCCGUGAGUGCUGCAGUGACUUGUCUAUAACUUUCCAUGGAAUUGAAGCCGAUAAAAUAUAUCUUUAUGAUUACCUGCUCAACCAUCUGAGAGUCUUCAGGCAUGGCGGCCAUCGUGGAAACAUGCCACCUGUACUUAGCACACCAGAAGAAGAAGUUUGGAAAUCCUUUCUAAGGAAGGAAGGCCACCCUGUUGAAAAUGUUUCUGCAGAAGAAUACUUCAGGCUGUGGCAAGACAAAGUAUCUGCACCAGAUGACUUCAACAAGCGCAUCCGUAGUGAACAGAUGUCACAUUUUUUUGAAGGCUUGCUAAGUGCUGCUCAAGGAAAUGAUUCAGUUAAUGAAUAACAUUUGUUUGCAAUAUUAUUGUCCAACACAUCACAGUGUAACUUGUCUGUGAUAAUUAAGUAGUGAUCAGAUGUGUAAUUUUGUAAGAUAAUGACAUGUCUUUUGAGAUGCCUGUUAUGUUUCUCUUCUCACAUGUGUGUUUUUGUUUAGUAGUAGAUAUAAGGGAAGUUCAUGGAAAGAUGUACAUCCAUUUUUUUCAACCUCUGUGUGAUUAAGACAAAAACUGCCAUCUUAAACUUCCAAUUUUGUUAUGUUAGUGAGGCUGUGUGUUAAAAAAAAAAAAAAGAAAAAAAAAAUGGCAUACACAAUACUAGACUGCCACUGAUGGAUAUUAAUAACUUUUUAUGGCAGUGACUUGAGAGAGAUAUAUCCUAAAUUCUCCCAAUUUCUAUACUUGUCUCACUUUUGACAGCUGAAAAUAAUUUUGAAAACAUAUCACUCUCAUUUAAUGGAUUAUAAUAAGAUAUCCAGAUUUUAUCUCUUUUGAAGAUACUCCAUAAUUCAUGUUUCAUAUAUACAGUAUAAUGAUGCCAAUAGAACUCUCUCUCUCCUCUAACUUAGAUGUGGGAGGAAUUGAUGUAUUUUGAUCAAAUGUUUGUGAAAGAUGCAAUGAUAGUGCUCAUCAGGAUGACAUCAGUUUUUCCAUGUGUGACGUGCCAGAAUUUUGUUUUGUGGUUAUUUUAUUAACUGUAUCAAUAUUUUGAAUAUUGUUGUGUUGUGAACAAUCAAAAGUAAAGUUUGCAUUUCAGUCCUUAUUUUCCAUUAUUAAAUUAGCAAGUCAGAUGGAAACUUGAAUCCAUGGUGUGCUUCGGUUUUCAGACACUUCAAUAAUGAUCUAAACUGUACCAGAUCUGAAGUAACAAAUAUUAGCAGUACAAAAAUAAUGUCUCUUGAGGUCCAGUGCAGUCAUCUGAUGAAUCAGAAGUAUCUGACCUAUUCACUUUCUCUUUUCUCCACAAGUGUGUCCGAAUGUUGCAUGCAAAGCUUUUCUCAAUUGAUACAAAUGCCCUUACAAAAAUUAUUUUCAUGAUUUUGAAUGUCUUAAAAAAACUUGAUGGGGAUCAUUUACAACCUACUUUAUCACUUAACAGUAAGAACAAAAAGUUUUUUCAAAUGGUUUGGGAGCUGUGUGCCUUAAAAAGAUGCUGAAGGAAGGAUCAUAAGUAGCAUCCUUCAGAUAAAGGAAGUCCAGGCAUAGACAACUAUAUCAGAGCACAUAAGAUCAUUUUGGGAAAUAACUGUCACCAGUAAUUCUGACUUCCCGUUUUACUCUCCAAUCUCCACCCUCCACCACAUUCCCUUUUUUCAGUGUGUGUGUGUGUGUGUGUGUGGCGAAGAGAGAGAAGAAUGAAUUAUCAUUUGGCUGUGCUGGCAGAGGCAAAUUUAUAUAGUUUUAGUGUUGUGGUUGUGAAGCCCACAUCCGUCCACUAUUGACUUGCUCAGUAUUAUAAGUGCCUUGUAGACGUUAGCAUUUUAAUAAUAGUACAUCCAGUUUAAACUAUUUUUAUGUAAAAUUCUGAAAUGUUGCUGUUACGUGUUUUAAAACAUUUUCUGUUAUUUUUGAUUUGAAACCACUCAUUUCUGAUCAGUAUUAUUUACACAGCUGUAUAUAUAUAUAUGUUCAAGCACACUUUUUUAAAGAAAUGUUUCCUAUACAGAACUUAUAUUUUUAUAGUAUGCUAAAAGCAAAUUUUGUAAACUGUAUGUAAAAUAUUUAUUUUAUGCAAUAACAGCUCUCUUCUCACACAUUUUAAUUGUCAUGGUGCUUUAUAUACUAAGAAUGCUAUAAAAAAAAUGUUACUUUACCAUUAGAGAAUUGUUGUAAAAAGAUGCACUGAUGCAGUAUGUUCACAGAGAUUGACAACAGAAGUGUGAGGCCACCACUUGUAAGAAAUCUUCA